AUGCAUAUACAGACUACGCCCAGGCUGACCAUAUCUCACUUCUGGCAGUGUGACCAGCGGAAGCCGAGUUGCUUGAAGUGCGAGAAAUCUCGCUAUCACUGUCCAGGCUAUCGUGAUCUCCAUCAAGUCCUGUUCCGAGACGAGUCAGAGCGUGUCAGGCAGAAAGCUUAUGAAAAGCACCUGACUCAACCCAAUCUAACCGGAGGAGUGGUGCGUGGCGGCGAUCUUGUACAAGCCUUCCAGCCUCUGCACUCCGCAACAGCCUUUCUUACUUCAAAUCUGUCAUGUGGACUAUCUCAUCCCCUCGGAGAACUUGGCAUGAACUUCUUCUUCACAAGAUACACCUUCGAUCAACCACCUUUUUCUCACGGAUACUCGCACUGGCUGGCCCAGGCAUGCUUUGGACAUACGCCAAACCACGCCCUGCAAGCAGCAAUUGAAGCUGUCGGUACAGCAGCAUUAGCCAAUGUCUUUCAUGCCCCCAGCGCUGCAGCGAAAUCAAAGAAGCAAUAUUCUUGGGCCUUGAUGGCGACAAAAAGGGCACUGAAUAACCCGACUCAAGCUCUUGCAGACGAAACAAUGAUGGCAAUCAUCCUCCUUGGGCUUUUCGAGACGGUCACAUUUGAUACCUGGGAUCACUACCAAGGAUGGGAGACGCAUGUCCAGGGGGCCACAGCCUUGCUGGAGUUGAGAGGAAGACAACAGUUCAACACCGAGCGCGGUGGACAGCUCUUCAUUCAGCUACGGUCCCAGAUACUUUCAACAUGCAUGCAGCGCCACAUCCCAGUCCCGAAAACACUAAUGCAAAUGUGGGACACCUUUUACACAAGCAAGACCAGGAAAUGGUGGCAGCGCCGUAAUCUUGCUACUUCGAAUUCCAUUUGCGAGAUCUCAUUCCGCCUGGUAAACCUUCGCGCAGCAUUACGGAAUGGCAAAAUCGCAGGUGCCCAGACAAUUAUUGACACCGCCAUUGCGAUCGACGAAGAUCUGGUCACUUGGCGGACAACCAUGCCACUCGAAUGGAACUACACCACAGUAGACGCUCCUGAUAAUUUCGGCGGGACUGCCCAUACAUAUCCUAAUCUCUGGGUGGCAGAAGCUUGGAAGAAUUGGAGAAUAUUGCGGAUUCUUGUCAACCAAACGAUCUAUGAAAAUGGGGGUGGUUCGAGCCAGCCAAGCGAUGAAAGCAUUUCGAAGGCUCCCUCGGUGAUCCGCGAAUCAUCUUGGGAGCUUUGUAUCUGUUGCUCCAACUUCAUGGGCACCCCGCGGGUACCCACACUCAUCGAGCCGCUGUAUCUUGUCGCCAUGGAAUAUCUAAACCCUCUCGAGCUACGACACUUCGCUAUUGAGCAGUUACGCUCCAUCGACACGACAAUGGGCAUUCGGCAUGCGAGCUUGCUUGCUGGUAUGGCAUACGAAAGUCUCAUGAGUAAUAACCCUGAGCAUGUUCUGACAAAUUAUGUUGCUACAAUGGGCACCACUAUGAGUCCAUCUCAGGUUCCGGCCAUCUCAUUCGCGUAA
This is a messenger RNA of Exophiala aquamarina CBS 119918, 1521 nucleotides long. RefSeq lists its product as uncharacterized. The record is from RefSeq and is a predicted model, not a curated record. The coding region runs from base 1 to 1521 and encodes 506 amino acids. Lineage: Eukaryota; Fungi; Ascomycota; Eurotiomycetes; Chaetothyriales; Herpotrichiellaceae. The transcript is spliced from 4 exons.